Molecule: messenger RNA, 2023 nt
Organism: Mauremys mutica (yellowpond turtle)
Lineage: Eukaryota; Metazoa; Chordata; Testudines; Geoemydidae
Exons: 5
Coding region: 40-1467 (475 amino acids)
Molecular function (GO): protein binding
Source: RefSeq, a predicted model, not a curated record
GACAGAGAGAAAACACCAGAGGAAGUUGAGAGUGGAAGAAUGCAGGAGAAAAGUAUACCAGCCAGUAAUACAGGGAUAAUGAGAGCCACUCACUUGCUGCAGUUACCGCAAGAAAUGCUGACUGAGAUAAUCAUGUACCUUCCUGCUGCGGAAAAAUCCAAGGUCCGUGCCACAUGCAGUUUCUUCAAGGACCUGGUUGAUCAGCCUGUUGUGUGGCAAAAGAGUACCAUUGUCCUCCGACGCAUAAGCGCUUUCAACGCCGAAUUCUGGGACAUGCUUCGGAAAAGAAAGAUCACUUCUGUAGAAGUGAAAGACAUUAGGCUUAAGCAAUGGCAAAAGCUGCUGAGGUUCAUGCCUGGUCUGCUAGAUGUAACUGUGGAUUCCCUCUGGAGUGAGGAAAUCCUGCAAGGGUUACAGCUGCUCACAGAUCUACAGAAACUUCACUUGAAAACGUGCUCUAGAUUAUCUGAGAGAAGUGUAAUCAUGGAAGUUGUGCGCUUUCAACGCCUUACUCACUUGUUGUUGUGUGGCAUAACCUUCUUAAGUGACAGUGAAUUGAUCAAAAUUGCUUGCUUACAAAACCUACAUACGCUCUCAUUGCAGACUGUGCAAAAGGCUCUUCCUGAGAAAGCACUAGAGUAUGUUUUAUUCCAUUUACCAAAACUCAGAGAACUGUCACUUUCUUGUAUCCUGAGUAAGGAGCAUUUUUUGUUAUGCCUCAGUUUGCCAGAUAAACAUCCCAUCCCUUAUUCUUCAGAAGAGUCGCAUCCUGUUCCAAAACUUCAGCUUCACGCUCUGGCCUUGAGGCAAACUGGUUAUAACCUUCUUUCAGAGCGUUUCCUGGAUCAGCUCUCCACUAUCCACACACUGACUGUUUGUUACAUCAAGGACUUUUUGUUACACUCAGUGGAUGUCUUUGGACAAGUGCUGAAGAACCUACCAAACUUGACAGAAUUAAAUCUUCUAUGGAUCUCCAAUUUGGAUAUGUUUGUUGAUAACAUUCCUUCCAGCCUUGUUAAACUAAGUGUGAUUGGAACCAAGCUCUCAAACUCUGCUCUCAGCUGUUUGUCUGACAAAUCCUGGAAGCUAAGAGAAAUGGAUCUAACCCUCUCAUAUGGAUUUGAUGAAAAGACUCUGAAACAAUUUCCCCAUCUCUUUCCACUGCUGACUAGACUCUGCCUUAGUGGUUUUGUUUUGACUGACAAUAUCUUGUUGAGCUUGGCUAAAAUGGAGAGUUUGCGAGAACUUGAUGUUACUGAUGGCACAAAUCUAACAAAAGAAGCAAUCCAGAAUUUUCACAUCACAACGGACUGCAGGGUACAUCUCCUUGUAGAGCGGCAUUCAGUGUCUUCUAAAUGUGACUGCUUAUGGAGCACGGAGUACACUGCCUUUUAUUUUAAACCCACCACUGUUUACAGAGCUUUGAUUGCUAAAUGUACUGCUAUCAGGAAAACAAUGUUUCUGUAAAGUUCUGCUGAAAUUCCAUGUGAGGAAGAGAGGUAGUGGAAACAAACCUCCAACAUUCUCUAACUGUAUAGCUCUUCACUAUAGCCAAUGGCUUAUGAAUAUGAAAAACAGAAAUGCCUUCUUUGAGCCUGUAGCUCUAACAAGCCAGAACUGUAAACAUAACUGGCAUUCUAUAUUAAAAUUUCUGAGUAAGUCUCCAAUGGCCAUUGAUAAAACUCUACACUUCUGUUAAUAUGAUGUUUGACUACAUGUAAAUUAUAUUUUUGUUUUACUCUGUUGUCAUUUCUGCCUGGUAAAUUUUACUGACAGUUUUAGCCAGCAGCUCAGACGUGGGAGACAGGACAGAGGAAAUAAGAGAAGCUGUGGCUCAGGGAUACUGGAAAGUAAUUAAGGGAAACACAAGAAGGGAGGGAUUUGUCAGCAUGUAAGCCUCAGCGAAGUGCCAGAAAAAAGGAGGUGUCUGGGUGGAUAAAGAUGAGUUACCAAAAAAGUCAGGAUUCCAGCAAAUUGCACCAGUCACAGCAUGGAACCAUGGGGCCCUUCUAGUUAAUCUUUA